CCAAGGAAUGCAGACUAACAGCCCGGCUGGAGUCUGAGGACUGCCAGGACCCACUGCGUGCCAGCCAUGGGCCGGGAUUACUACUCUGUGCUCCAGAUCACUCGCAAUGCAGAGGAUGCCCAGAUCAAGAAGGCGUAUCGAAAACUUGCCCUGAAGACCCACCCAUUGAAGACAUCUGAGCGGACUGCAGAGGAGGCAUUCAGGCAGAUAGCAGAAGCCUAUGACGUGCUGAGUGACCCUGUGAAGAGAAGCAUCUAUGACAAGUUUGGAGAGGAGGGCCUGAAGGGCGGGAUUCCUCUGGAGUUUGGAUCCCAGACCCCAUGGACAUCGGGCUACGUCUUCCAUGGCAAUCCUGAAAAGGUGUUCCAUGAAUUCUUCGGGGGAGACAACCCCUUCAGUGAAUUUUUUGAUACAGAAGGACAUGAAGUGGAUUUAAAUUUUGGGGGGCUCCGGGGCCGAGGGGUCCAGAAGCAGGACCCCCCAGUUGAACGGGAUCUCUAUCUUUCCCUGGAGGAUUUAUUCUUUGGCUGCACCAAAAAAAUUAAGAUUUCCCGGAGGGUACUGAAUGAUGACAGGUACUCUUCCACCAUCAAGGACAAGAUCCUGACAAUUGAUGUGAAGCCUGGCUGGAGGCAGGGCACACGUAUCACCUUUGAGAAGGAAGGGGACCAGGGUCCCAACAUCAUCCCAGCUGACAUCAUCUUCAUUGUGAAAGAGAAGCUCCACCCUCGCUUCUGCAGGGAGAACGACAAUCUCUUCUUUGUGUAUUCCAUCCCUUUGGGCAAGGCCCUCACCUGUUGUACCGUGGAGGUGAAGACUCUGGAUGACCGGCUGCUCAACAUCCCCAUCAAUGAAAUCGUCCACCCCAAGUACUUCAAGCAGGUACCAGGUGAGGGGAUGCCACUGCCCGAGGACCCCACCAAGAAGGGUGACCUCUUCAUCUUCUUCGACAUCCAGUUUCCUACCCGCCUCACACCCCAGAAGAGGAAGAUGUUGCGCCAGGCUCUGCUCACCUAACCCUCAGGGGUGAGGGCUGGCUGGGUGUGACCCACCCUACAGCCCCAGCCAUACAGGGAAGCCAGCUCCUGCAGAUGUCCUUUGAGGGUGGACCAGCACGGGACCCCGGGCUAAGAUAAUAAAAGACUC
Molecule: messenger RNA, 1146 nt
Organism: Jaculus jaculus (lesser Egyptian jerboa)
Lineage: Eukaryota; Metazoa; Chordata; Mammalia; Rodentia; Dipodidae
Gene: Dnajb13
Product: DnaJ heat shock protein family (Hsp40) member B13
Exons: 8
Coding region: 67-1017 (316 amino acids)
Cellular component (GO): cytosol
Molecular function (GO): protein-folding chaperone binding
Source: RefSeq, a predicted model, not a curated record